UCUCGGUUUCUUUCUGGGCUCUCUCCCGAUUCCCUAACAGCCAUCACUCUCCCGCUUCUCUCUCUCCGCCCCCAACUCCCACUUACACUGAUACACACGUUCUGUUCAAUGGCACCUCCCAAAAUCCUCUUCUGCGGUGAUGUUUUUGGCCGCCUCAACCAGCUCUUCAAGCGCGUCUCGUCGGUGAACAAAUCGGCGGGUCCGUUCGAUGCACUGCUAUGCGUGGGACAGUUCUUCCCUGACUUUCCGGACCAGCUCGAGGAGUUCAACGAGUACAUUGAGGACCGGUCCAAGAUUCCUAUUCCGACUUACUUUAUUGGAGACUAUGGGGUUGGGGCACCGAAGACUUUGUCGGCUGCUUCGAAGGAUCCCAUGAACCAGGGGUUCAAGAUGGAUGGCCUAAAAGUAUGUGAAAAUUUGUACUGGUUGAGAGGAAGUGGAAAGUUCACUCUUCAUGGUUUGUCUGUGGCAUACUUAUCUGGUAGGCAAUCUGCAAGUGCUCAACAAUUUGGAACAUACAGUCAAGAUGAUGUUGAUUCAUUGAGGGCAUUAGCAGAGGAGCCAGGACUGGUGGACAUCUUUUUGACUAAUGAAUGGCCCAGUGGGAUCACAAAUAGAGCUACUGCAUCUGAUGUUCCUUCAGUAAUAUUAGACUCGUCUGGUGGUGAUUCCACAGUAUCAGAAUUAGUUGCAGAGAUCAAGCCACGGUACCAUAUUGCUGGAACAAUGGGUGUCUUUUAUGCUCGUGAACCAUACAUAAAUGUUGAUGCUGUACACGUGACUCGUUUUUUUGGCCUUGCUCCAGUGGGAAAUAAAGAUAAACAGAAGUUCAUGCAUGCUAUAUCUCCGACGCCUGCUUCCACAAUGUCCACUUCUGAGCUUUGCACGAAGCCACAAAAUGCUACUUUGUCUCCAUAUAUAGUUGUGGACAAAGCAAGCCCCACCGAUGGAGCAACAAAGAGACCUGAUGAUUCUGAUUCUCAGUAUUGGCGGUAUGAUGUCUCACGGAAAAGGCAAAAACAUGGAGAUAGUGAUGGUGAUAAAUUGUGCUUUAAAUAUGUUUCAUCUGGGUCUUGUCCGAGAGGCGAGAAGUGCCAUUUUCGACAUGAUGCAGAUGCUAGAGAACAGUCACUGAGGGGUGUCUGUUUUGACUUUUUAAACAAAGGACAAUGUGAAAGAGGCCCAGAUUGCAACUUUAAGCACAGUUUUCAGGAAGAUGGUGAAGGAUUUCCUAGUAGGAGAUCUGGAUCUGCGACAGGAAGCUCUAACCGGUCCAAAGAAUGCUGGUUUUGUUUGUCAAGCCCCAGUGUGGAGUCUCAUUUGAUCACUACCAUAGGAGAACACUACUAUUGUGCACUUGCUAAAGGACCAUUAGUACAAGACCAUAUGCUAAUAGUACCUGUUGAACAUUCACCAAACACACUUUCUCUUCCAUCAGAAUGUGAAAAGGAAUUAUCUAGAUAUCAAAGCAGUCUUAAAGCUUAUUUCAAGAGCCAAGGGAAGGAAGUGGUUUUCUUUGAGUGGGUCUCCAAAAAAGCAACUCAUGCCAAUCUUCAGGCUGUUCCUAUACCAUCGUCUAGAGCAUCUUCUGCUGAAGAUAUUUUUAGUUUAGCUGCUAAAAAGUUGGGUUUCAAGUUUUCGACAAUCAAAAAUUCCGAAGGAAGGAAAAUGUUGCGGAUGCAUUUCGACAGAAAUUUCGGUUUAUUUUAUGUGGAAGUUCCAGGGGGUACAAUCUUGUCUCAUGGUAUUGAGGAGAAUGAAAAAUUUCCUGCUCAGUUUGGUCGGGAGGUUAUGGCUGGGUUGUUGAAUAUUGCUGAUAAGGCUGACUGGAGGAAUUCUCAGCUCAGCAAAGACGAAGAAACAAAAAUGGCAGAAGGUUUUAAGAGUCGAUUUAAGGAGUAUGACCCAAAUAGUUGAUAUUUACAAUAGAAGGCAUGUAAGGAUACCAUUGGAAGUAAUGCUCUGGUUGUGAUUUUGUUUAACAGGAUUUGGAUGAUUAUCAUUCUGGAUCAUGCCUACUUACUAACGCAGAUAGCGAUCAUCCUUGGUGGAUCUUAUGGUACCUAUUUGGCAGUGUCUGACCAAAUGACUCGACCAGCUCAGAUUAUGAGUACUUGCAUUAUAAGUUGAUUCUUGCUAUUUAUGUGCAACUGUACUUUUUUCUCGUAUGAAAUUGUUACGUUGCACAUUCUUUAUAUGAUGUCGGAAGCAAUAGGAGAAACUGCAGUGUGUAACCAUUGAGGCUGAAGCUGGUGUCGGGGUCUCUGGCUCUUGCAAGUCACUGAAGUUGGCAUAUUAUCUGAUUUCUAUUGACAUUUCAUGUAAAUUCAAGUUCGAAUGGAACUUCGAUAACACUUUCAGUAUUUUUUCCUUUUUCUUCUUACAGUUCGGAUCUGCAAUAUACGCAUUAAUAAACAGCUUUGACUGAGGAUUAAUCUUCACAUUAUGAUGUUUUUAUCAUACAA
This is a messenger RNA of Olea europaea var. sylvestris, 2465 nucleotides long. RefSeq names its product zinc finger CCCH domain-containing protein 64. NCBI's taxonomy places the organism in Eukaryota, Viridiplantae, Streptophyta, Magnoliopsida, Lamiales, Oleaceae. Gene Ontology annotation, molecular function: metal ion binding; RNA lariat debranching enzyme activator activity. The transcript is spliced from 11 exons. Gene Ontology annotation, cellular component: post-mRNA release spliceosomal complex. The coding region runs from base 109 to 1917 and encodes 602 amino acids. Gene Ontology annotation, biological process: mRNA splicing, via spliceosome. The record is from RefSeq and is a predicted model, not a curated record.